Messenger RNA from Gadus macrocephalus (Pacific cod), 4831 nucleotides. RefSeq names its product exportin 1 (CRM1 homolog, yeast) a (gene xpo1a). The record is from RefSeq and is a predicted model, not a curated record. The coding region runs from base 831 to 4028 and encodes 1065 amino acids. Gene Ontology annotation, cellular component: cytoplasm; nucleus. The transcript is spliced from 25 exons. Lineage: Eukaryota; Metazoa; Chordata; Actinopteri; Gadiformes; Gadidae. Gene Ontology annotation, molecular function: small GTPase binding; nuclear export signal receptor activity. Gene Ontology annotation, biological process: ribosomal small subunit export from nucleus; ribosomal large subunit export from nucleus; protein export from nucleus.
AUUUAUAGUGCGCCAACCCUGUACUUACCAGCUAGGCUGCGACCACACGCACUUUUCUGGGCCUAUUCCACAGUAUUAUGUGUGUCGAGGAUAAUCCCCACGCUCUAGUCGCAACAUUUGCUCACCUUUUUGGAAGUAUCCUAGCGGUUUAGCAUACCACUGGCUGAACAUGGAAUCACAGGAAGGACUGUCAGCAUCUUGUCGCUGUUACAGGCGGUGAAAUAUCCUGGGCGUUUUGCAAUAAAGCAUCGUCUUCGGGAGGAAUAACGAGAUUGGCCGUAUUUCAAAUGACUUUUUGUAAACAUCGUUUUAAGAUGAAAUCCUACGUGUUGCAAAGCCAUCAGAAUAGCGAAAUAUUUCCCCAAAUACAUUCACUCUUAAGGCCUAUAUGUGCUCUUUUAUACAGUUGCGAAAGGAAUUGACCAACCCGUUUACUGAACACGUUUCUAUAGUAUUCGUUGUAUCUGAAUGCAUUUUUCCUUUGACCCAAAUAUAUUGAUUUGAACCGGUUAGAUUAACUCAUUCAAUUGUCGUAGUAAACGUUAUUCCUGCAUACUUCAAAUAAAUGACGGCAUGUUGUAGCAUGACAGCAUUGGCUCAACUGAGGUCGCAUAUCGUUUUAGGUUUCGGUUCACUUUGUAUGCUGCUGUCUUUACAAAGGCAUUCUUUGAACACACUGGCAUCUACCAAACAAAUUCCUUCUUUUCAAAUGUUUAUCUGGACCAAGCAGGUGACCAGGCACCUGUGUGUUAAAGUGUACAGGAUGGUCUCUCCCUCAGUCAUACUAGUUUAUUCCACAGUGUUUUUAAACGCAGCUAUACCACAGCUCCAUGCCAGCAGAAAUGACCAUGUUGGCGGAUCAUGCAGCCAGACAGCUGCUGGAUUUCUCUCAGAAGCUGGAUAUCAACCUGUUGGACAAUGUUGUCAACUCCAUGUACUACGACAUCGGAUCCCAACAACGGAUGGCUCAGGAGGUGUUGACGAAUCUUAAGGAUCAUCCGGACGCUUGGACCAGGGUGGACACCAUCUUGGAGUUCUCCCAGAACAUGAAGACCAAGUACUACGCCCUGCAGAUCCUAGAAACGGUAAUCAAAACUCGUUGGAAGAUUCUCCCCAGAAAUCAGUGUGACGGAAUCAAGAAGUACGUUGUGGGUUUGAUAAUCAAGACCUCUUCUGAUCCUGUUAACGUAGAGAAGGAGGGUGUGUACAUCGCAAAACUCAACAUGAUCCUUGUCCAGAUCCUGAAGCAGGAGUGGCCCAAGCACUGGCCCAACUUCAUCAGUGACAUUGUGGGGGCAAGCCGAACCAGUGAGAGCCUCUGUCAGAACAACAUGACCAUCCUCAAGCUGCUCAGUGAGGAGGUGUUCGACUUCUCCAGUGGACAGAUGACUCAGGUCAAGGCCAAACACCUCAAGGACAGCAUGUGCAACGAGUUCUCCCAAAUAUUCCAGCUGUGCCAGUUCGUCAUGGAGAAUUCCCAGAAUGCACCUCUGGUCCACGCCACUCUGGAGACAUUGCUGCGCUUCCUGAACUGGAUCCCGCUGGGCUACAUCUUUGAGACCAAGCUCAUCAGUACUCUGGUUUACAAGUUCCUGGACGUGCCCAUGUUCCGCAACGUCACCCUCAAGUGUCUGACGGAGAUUGCGGGCGUCAGCGUCAACCAGUACGAGGAACAGUUUGUCAACCUGUUCACCCUCAACAUGUGCCAGCUCAAACAGAUGCUGCCCCUCAACACCAACAUCCGCCUGGCCUACUCCAACGGGAAGGAUGACGAGCAGAACUUCAUCCAGAACCUCAGCCUGUUCCUCUGUACCUUCCUUAAAGAGCACGGCCAGCUGGUUGAGAGGAAGCCCAACCUGAGGGAGACGCUCAUGGAGGCCCUGCACUACAUGCUGCUGGUGUCCGAGGUGGAGGAGACGGAGAUCUUCAAGAUCUGUCUGGAGUACUGGAACCACCUGGCAGCCGAGCUGUACCGCGAGAGCCCCUUCUCCACCUCCACCUCCCCGCUGCUGUCCGAUGUCCCGCCGCGGCGACACCUCUACCUACCCGUCCUGUCCAAGGUUCGGCUGCUGAUGGUGAGCCGCAUGGCCAAGCCUGAGGAGGUGCUGGUGGUGGAGAACGACCAGGGGGAGGUGGUGCGGGAGUUCAUGAAGGACACGGACUCCAUCAACCUCUACAAGAACAUGAGGGAGACGCUGGUGUACCUGACUCACCUGGACUACGCAGACACAGAGCGUAUCAUGACGGAAAAGCUCCACAACCAAGUGAACGGCACAGAGUGGUCCUGGAGGAACCUGAACACGCUCUGCUGGGCCAUCGGCUCCAUCAGCGGCGCCAUGCACGAGGAGGACGAGAAGAGGUUCCUGGUCACCGUCAUCAAGGACCUGCUGGGGCUGUGUGAGCAAAAGCGGGGGAAGGACAACAAGGCCAUCAUAGCCUCCAACAUCAUGUACAUCGUGGGCCAGUACCCCCGCUUCCUCCGGGCCCACUGGAAGUUCCUCAAGACCGUUGUCAACAAGCUCUUUGAGUUCAUGCACGAGACCCACGACGGUGUGCAGGACAUGGCGUGCGACACAUUCAUCAAGAUCGCACAGAAGUGCCGGCGCCACUUUGUGCAGGUGCAGGUGGGCGAGGUGAUGCCCUUCAUAGACGAGAUCCUGAGCAACAUCAACACCAUCAUCUGUGACCUGCAGCCCCAGCAGGUCCAUACGUUCUACGAGGCGGUGGGCUAUAUGAUCGGAGCACAGACGGACCAGGCGGUGCAGGAGCAUCUGAUAGAGAAGUACAUGAUGCUGCCCAACCAGGUGUGGGACAGCAUCAUCCAGCAAGCCACCAAGAACGUGGACAUCCUGAAGGAUGCAGAGACGGUCAGACAGCUGGGCAGCAUCCUGAAGACCAACGUGAGGGCCUGCAAGGCGGUGGGACACCCCUUCGUAGUGCAGCUGGGCCGCAUCUACCUGGACAUGCUCAACGUCUACAAGUGUCUGAGUGAAAACAUCUCCUCCGCCAUCCAGAGCAACGGGGAGAUGGUGACCAAGCAGCCCCUGAUCAGGAGCAUGCGGACGGUGAAGAGGGAGACCCUUAAGCUCAUCUCGGGCUGGGUCAGCCGCUCCAACGACCCCCAGAUGGUGGGAGAUAACUUUGUACCCCCCCUACUGGAGGCGGUGCUCAUCGACUACCAGCGCAACGUUCCGGCGGCCCGCGACCCCGAGGUUCUGAGCACCAUGGCAACCAUUGUCAACAAGUUGGGGGCGCACAUCACCACGGAGAUCCCCAAGAUCUUUGACGCCGUCUUUGAGUGCACGCUCAACAUGAUCAACAAGGACUUUGAGGAGUACCCAGAACACAGGACCCACUUCUUCUACCUGCUCCAGGCAGUCAACUCCCAGUGUUUCCCUGCCUUCUUGUCCAUCCCCCCGGCCCAAUUCAAGCUGGUCCUGGACUCCAUUAUCUGGGCCUUCAAGCAUACCAUGAGGAAUGUAGCGGACACAGGUCUCCAGAUCCUCUACACACUGCUUCAGAACGUGGCCCAGGAGGAGGCGGCGGCGCAGAGCUUCUACCAGACGUACUUCUGUGACAUCCUGCAGCACAUCUUCUCCGUGGUCACGGACACCUCCCACACCGCAGGUCUGACCAUGCACGCCUCCAUCCUGGCCUACAUGUUUAACCUUGUGGAGGAGGGGAAGAUCAGCGCUCCUCUCAGCCCCGCCAACCCCACCAACCAGGUGUACGUCCAGGAGUACGUUGCAAACCUGCUGAAGACCGCCUUCCCACACCUACAGGAUGCCCAGGUGAAGGUGUUUGUCACGGGCUUGUUUAGCCUGAACCAAGACAUCCCUGCCUUCAAGGAGCACCUCAGAGACUUCCUGGUGCAGAUCAAGGAGUUUGCGGGCGAGGACACCACUGACCUGUUCCUGGAGGAGCGGGAGACGUCUCUGCGCCAGGCCCAGGAGGAGAAGCACAAGAUCCAGAUGUCUGUGCCGGGCAUUCUCAACCCCCACGAGCUGCCUGAGGAGAUGUGUGACUGAGCGCUCCUUCUCUCCAACACAUGAAGGAGGAGGAGAGAGGUGGACGAGACAUUGGGGUGGAGGGAGAUGCAGGACUCUGCUCUCCUCCAUAGCUAGUAUUUCAUUGAGAUUUAGUUUGUUUUGUUGUUGGAACAAAGGUGAUUGGAUACCCGGGUGUGAGCUUGCGUGUGUGAUUGAAGACGGGGAGCAGUUGCGCCCCCAAGCACUUGGUUGUUGGUCGACCAAACCCUUGCCAUGAUGUACCGGACUGUACCGAGAGACGCCAGAAGCCCUACUGCUACGCGCUCAGGUCCCAUUUUAUAUACGAAGACUGCGUGUUUUGGUUUUGGUUUCAUUUUUUUGUUCCCAAUUCAAGCGAUUGGUUUUGUUUAUACGAUUUGUUGACGUACGUGAAGUGGAACGAAUAAAGAUUAUUUUGAUCUCUUGUAUUCACAUCCCACCCGCCCUUCCCCCUACACAGUGCAUAGUUCCUUUUUAUUUUGUCAAUAUGUAAUAUAUAUAUCUGUGGAUCCAGUCCUGAGGCAUUGAGGGCAGGCUGCGCUGCCCCCUGGUGGUCCCCUGUGCACUCGCUUGUGGAUGUAAUGCUGAGCGGUACGGAUGGACAUCUUACUGCCUUUUUUUUAUUUUACUUUUUGUGCGUGUUGGUUAUUCUUUUUUUCAUCCUUUUGUGGGGGUUGAGAUGGAGCUGGCAACCUGAACGCUCAGUCUGGACAGAAAGUGCGAAGGAAGGUUUUGUGCAUACCAUUCUGUUUGUAAAACUAUCUUAGUACUAUGGGAACAUAAAGUUGGCUAUUUUUACAAAA